GUCAAAACCACUUUGAAAAACGUGAGGCUGUCUCCAGGAAAGACGCAAGUAGAAGACAAUUGUGUGUCAGCUUAAGUAGCAGAUGUAGAGCUGUAAAGUGUUUCGGGUUUUGGUAAAUUAACAUUAUAAGUGUGACUCUGCUGGUCAGUAGUUUGGCUGUGUCACACGGUUGCUUUAGAAGGCGAUAGAAAUCAUGUUAGCUAACUGUCGAUGCUAACGUUACUUCGCUUGUUCGAAAAUAUUUUGAAUAUCACACGAGCGGUGUGUUAUUAUGACUUUUACUCGCUAACAGCCUGUUUGAUCAUCUGUUUAAUGGUGAUGCAUGGUGCAUCUCCGCAGACCAUUAGUGUUGGCAGCGGAAAUCGUCAGGUAGCUAGCUAGCUUUUGAACCUUGCUGGUCGUUAUUGUGCCAUUGGUAGCUAGGGGUCACGGCUGUCAUGUUUCACUCUGUUCCCCGACGUCCUAUUUGUGAGAUCGGUGUAAACACAAUGAGGCUCCAAAGCAGCAGAUCAUUCAGGCGUGCUGUGGAGGAGGGCAAAGGAAGGUUGCCUUGGCUGGGUAGGAGCAUGGGCCUGCUGCUGUCAUGGAUCCAGAGGGCAGGUGUCGGUGCCAGUGAGGCCGCGGGGUCUGGCCAAAAGAGGAAGGGCUUGCUGUCCAUAUUUGCGGACCACUGCGGCUUUGUGACCGGACAGAGGCUCCGACGUGCCUAUCAGAUCGGAGAGCUCUACUCUAACCUGUACUCGGAGCGGACAAGGUGGACCCUGGUCGGAAACAUAUGGCGCAGAUUUCAGAGCAAGCACGCGCCUAAUGGGAGACUGUUCGCGGCCCUGGCAGGUGUCUUCAUGUGGGAGAACGAGAAGAUUAAAGAUGAGGAAAUCCGCAGGUGUGGACUUGAGCUGCAGGCCCUGGAGGCUGCAAAAAAUGUAAACAAAACUUCAGGAACAGCAACAGGACAGCUGGAACCUGGCUGGGAAGUGGUAAUGGAGAAGAAGGACUUCAAAGUGUGGAGGCGCCCAAUUCCCAACAGCCACCUGUAUGAAUACAGAGUGUUGGGCUCCUACACAGAUGUCACCCCGAGACAGUUUUUCAAUGUGCAGUUGGACACAGAGUACAGGAAGAAGUGGGACUCUCUGGUUAUCAAGCUUGAAGUGGUGGACAGAGAUGUCAAUACAGGCUCUGAGGUCGUGCACUGGGCCACACAGUUCCCUUAUCCCAUGUACUCGAGGGACUAUGUGUAUGUGCGCCGCUAUGAUGUUGAUGUGGACAACAACCUGAUGGUCCUAGUGUCAAGAGCUGUGGAGCAUCCCAGAGUGCCAGAGAGCCAAGAAUUUGUGAGAGUCCACUCAUACCAGUCAAAGAUGGUCAUCCGCCCUCACAAGUCCUUCGAUGAGAAUGGAUUUGAUUAUCUGCUGACCUACAGUGACAACCCUCAGACUGUGUUUCCACGCUACUGUGUGAGCUGGAUGGUGUCAAGUGGUAUGCCUGAUUUUCUAGAGAAGCUGCAUACUGCUGCCUUGAGGGCCAAAAACCUGGAAGUUGGGAUCCACGACUAUGCAGGAGUCAUUAAAUCCAGCGACACAAACCGUCAGGCGAGCCAGGAGCGCCUGAGUGGAGAAAACCCCCACACAGGCGGACCUGGACAGAUCUACGCUUGAGAUGAAAACUUCACACACUGAGGGUUACGUUGGUGUGUUUUCACUUGCACUUAAACCAGACCCAAACCCUCCAGACCUGUCUCUCUUUGGGGACCGGACUUUGUGUGAAUUGCAAAUGGAAGUUGCAGCCUCCAUGAAAGACUAAUAAUAAUGUGUCCCUCCAUAGAUAUGGUUAUGUUGGUUGUACAUGAGACGUUGCUAGAGCGGUGAACUGUAUCUGUGACAGUAAAACAACCCCGCAGAGGCAAUGUCAUCACACAGACUGCUGGCAUUAGCAUCUAUUUGCUUAUCGAAACAUUGCCACAUGGACUUUUUGCCUCCUCUGGUUGUGACGUUUGUUGUAGAGGUGUGUGAAAGAGUGAGCCAAAAUUCCUCAUUGUUUGGAUGCUUUCGCCAAAGCAUUGCUUUCUGCCAUUUUUAACAUUCAUGAUCUGUUCUUCCACUGUUCAAAAAAGCUCGAAUUAUACCGCCAGCAGCGGCAUCACUGAUGUGUGAUUUGAGAUGUGAGGGUGGUUUUGCAGUAUUAGGCAUGAAACGGUUACUGUGACUGUCUUCUCUUAAAGGUUUAUACUAAAAUGUAAAAAAGUACAAUGAAGAUCUCUGCACUGAUGAGGAAUUGAGGACUGACGCUGAACACUUUCUAAUAUACUCUUCAUGUCAUGGAUUCAAACCAACUGCUGUCUUGUCAGAGUAGUGGAUCUUCACACGACUGGACCAGAUGGAUUAAAGAGAGAUGCCAUUAUCAGAAAACGUGUCAACUGAUUUAGAAAGAAAUUUAGGGCUUCUUUUUGUGUUUUCGUCUUUCAGCACAGUCGAGCUUUCACGCUGUCCAUCUCACCGCGGUUUUUUGGAAACUUUUAGUGUUGACUAAACAGCCUUCUGCAAAUAAACCAGUCCUUCAGCAUUAGGGGCGUAGUGUCUUAUAACAACAACAGAAAUCCUCAGAUUCAAUGGUACUAAAGCACUUCAGAUUGGUUAAACCUACACAGACACCUUUUUACUAAAGCCUAUGCCCUUUUAAGGAAAAUGGAGCACUUGUGCCACAUCCUGAUCCAUUAGCAUUUCAUACAAGCAAAAAAACUGUCCCGUUGUUAUCCCUGUGUCACAAGAGAUGUAGCAAAAAUCACUUAAGUGUGGAAGUAUUGGUGUUUCUUUGUGUUACUGUAGAUCUUGUACAUUUGUAAAACCAUCGCCUGAAUACUGGAAAUUCCUGUUUUUGAGAGAACAAGCUCUGUAACAAGCUUUUCCCGUAUUAUGAUUCUUCAGUUUUUGUUUUUCAUGUCGGUCCUACUGAAACGUCAUCCUCUCACUCUUUUUGCUUUUGCUAUUUGCAGGGGGGUGUUAUGAAUGUACAAAGCAGCAUGUGCUGUGGAAUAAAGUACACUGUUUACAGCCUGACAAUCUGGCGCCAAUAUCUUGAAAUCUCUGCUAAAAGCAUCUCAUCGAGCUAAAAUGUAAUGUGUUUGUCAUAGGGUGGUAUAUCAGAAUGAAUGAGCAGCAGGUAAAGCAGUGUGAUGGGAUCCACAUUUGUCAAGGGUUUUCUAUAUGUAUGAGUAUUAAUAUAUAAUCCCACUGUGUGUAAAACAAACUGCCGUCAAGAUUUCUAUUGAUUAAAAAAGAUCCAUGCUAGACAUGUUUAAAAUGUGAAGAGGAAAUGCUAUUUUUUUUUCUCAUGUGACCUAAAACAGAUCAUAAUACAAUUAAACAUUAUGCAGUGUCUGCUAAUGUGAAGCCUGAGAAUGUAACAUGUUAAUGCUCUGCCAUAUGUGUGCCGCCUGCACUACUCUCAACGAGCUGUCAGAUACUGUUUUUUUUGUUUGUUCCCUCUGCAGGCAGUUUAACAUUUCUUGUGUUUAGCCUCCAUAUGUUUUCUUUUUAAAUCAGAUUUAUUGUGUGAACGUGAGCCGGUGCACUUGUUACCCUGUGAUUACAAGAGUAAUUUAAAUGAAAAGGCGACUAAUCAGAUGAAAUAAACAGAUCUUCAUGUGUGUCA
Cheilinus undulatus (humphead wrasse) is the source of this 3648-nucleotide messenger RNA. It is a transcript of the gene stard7, whose product is annotated as StAR-related lipid transfer (START) domain containing 7. Bases 438 to 1655 code for a protein of 405 amino acids. Lineage: Eukaryota; Metazoa; Chordata; Actinopteri; Labriformes; Labridae. The transcript is spliced from 8 exons. The record is from RefSeq and is a predicted model, not a curated record. Gene Ontology annotation, molecular function: lipid binding.